Molecule: messenger RNA, 1256 nt
Organism: Cicer arietinum (chickpea)
Lineage: Eukaryota; Viridiplantae; Streptophyta; Magnoliopsida; Fabales; Fabaceae
Product: prohibitin-1, mitochondrial
Biological process (GO): mitochondrion organization
Cellular component (GO): mitochondrion; membrane
Source: RefSeq, a predicted model, not a curated record
ACCCGAGCAAUAAAUUGUAGAAACACGGGCUCCAAUGAAGCAGAAGCGGUGUUUUGCUUGUAUAAUCCCUAAAACCCUAUAUCCAACUGAACCAAACCCUCUUUCCACCAAGCAGUAAUCAACAACCAUUCACCACAAGAUGAAUUUCAACAACGUGAAGAUCCCAAAGGUUCCUGGCGGUGGAAUCUCUGCUUUGCUUAAAGUUAGCAUAAUUGGUGGUCUCGCUGUAUAUGGGGCUACAAACACCUUGUACAAUGUUGAGGGAGGUCAUCGAGCUAUUGUAUUUAACCGUAUAGUUGGUGUCAAAGAUAAGGUCUAUCCUGAAGGAACACAUAUUAUGAUCCCGUGGUUUGAGAGGCCUGUGAUCUAUGAUGUUCGUGCACGACCUCAUUUAGUGGAGAGCACUUCAGGAAGCCGUGAUCUCCAAAUGGUGAAAAUUGGACUCAGAGUUCUUACUCGUCCUGUGCCAGAUCAAUUGCCAACAGUUUAUCGAACUCUGGGUGAGAAUUAUAAUGAAAGGGUCCUGCCUUCUAUUAUACACGAAACUCUCAAAGCUGUGGUUGCACAGUAUAAUGCCAGUCAGCUCAUUACUCAGAGAGAGGCUGUUAGUCGAGAAAUAAGGAAGAUAUUGACUGAAAGGGCCUCCCAAUUCAACAUUGCAUUGGAUGAUGUGUCAAUCACAAGCUUGACGUUUGGGAGGGAGUUCACGGCUGCAAUUGAAGCCAAGCAGGUUGCUGCUCAAGAAGCGGAGAGAGCAAAAUUUGUUGUAGAAAAAGCUGAACAAGACAAAAGAAGUGCUGUUAUUAGAGCACAGGGAGAAGCCAAAAGUGCUCAAUUGAUCGGUCAAGCUAUUGCCAACAACCCUGCAUUUAUAACCUUAAGGAAAAUUGAAGCUGCAAGGGAAAUCGCUCAAACAAUUUCAAAUUCUGCCAACAAGGUUUACUUGAAAUCUGAUGAUCUCUUGUUGAAUCUUCAGGAUUUAAAUUUGGAGCCCAGUGGGAAGAAAUAGUCAUGUUGCUGAAUUCACUAAUUUAUUUCAGUGUAUCUUGUUUCUCGUAUUAUGAUUGUAUUUCAAUUGUAUUCUAUCAACCAUUCACAUGAGAUUCAGCGUUGUAAACUGAAAUAUUGUCGAAAUGAUUGUGCCAUUAUCUUUUCAAGGGAACAUGUGAGAGACAAGAGAGGUUCAAUAAGGUUUUAUGGAUUCAGUACUUGUGUUCUUGAAUAGAUUCCAUCCUCCAUCUUUGUUGGAUAUAUAA